AUGCCACAGCUUUCUCCUUUAAAUUGGAUUAUGCUUUUUAUUUUAUUUUGACUUAUUGUAGGUAUUACAAAUAUUUUAAUUUGAUGAAAUACUAAAAGAACUUUUUAUGUUAGUCAUAACACUAAAAAAAAUAUUGAAAAUAAAUGACUUUGAAAGUAA
Messenger RNA from Pomacea canaliculata, 159 nucleotides. NCBI's taxonomy places the organism in Eukaryota, Metazoa, Mollusca, Gastropoda, Architaenioglossa, Ampullariidae. The record is from the annotation of a RefSeq genome assembly.